UGGCUCGCAGUGGAUCCGAACGAAACGUUUCCUUACCUGUUGUUGUUUUGUUUCUGUCGAAAUAUUUUAAGAAAGCUUGGUAACUUUGGGAUUAACCUGCCAUCAAAAUGGCUUCCACUGCGGCAGGCAAACAGCGGAUACCGAAAGUGGCGAAGGUGAAAAAUAAAGCUCCUGCAGAAGUUCAGAUCACAGCUGAGCAGCUGCUGAGAGAAGCCAAAGAGAGGGAGCUUGAACUUCUGCCGCCACCACCGAAACAGAAGAUCACUGAUGAGGAGGAGCUGAACGAUUACAAACUUAAGAAGAGGAAGGGGUUUGAGGACAACAUCAGAAAGAAUCGCACUGUCAUCAGUAACUGGAUAAAAUACGCACAAUGGGAAGAAAGCCUGAAGGAGAUCCAGAGGGCUCGUUCUAUAUACGAGCGUGCACUGGACGUCGAUCACCGCAACAUCACUCUGUGGCUGAAGUAUGCCGAGAUGGAGAUGAAGAGCCGCCAGGUGAACCAUGCCCGCAACAUCUGGGACAGAGCCAUCACCAUCCUCCCACGAGUCAACCAGUUCUGGUACAAGUACACCUACAUGGAGGAGAUGCUGGGGAACGUCGCCGGCUGCCGGCAGGUGUUUGAGCGCUGGAUGGAGUGGGAGCCUGAUGAGCAGGCCUGGCACUCCUACAUCAACUUUGAGCUGCGCUACAAGGAAGUGGACAAAGCCCGCACCAUUUACGAGCGAUUCGUCAUGGUUCACCCUGAAGUGAAGAACUGGAUCAAGUAUGCUCGUUUUGAAGAGAAGCAUGGCUACAUCGCUCACAGCAGAAAGGUGUACGAGAGGGCGGUGGAGUUCUUCGGAGAGGAACACGUAGAAGAAAACCUCUUUGUGGCCUUUGCUAAGUUUGAGGAGACGCAGAAAGAGUUUGAACGCGUUCGGGUGAUCUAUAAGUAUGCUUUGGACAGAAUCCCUAAACACCAGGCACAGGAGCUCUUCAAGUACUACACCAUGUUCGAGAAGAAGUUUGGGGACCGGAGGGGAAUUGAGGACGUCAUCGUCAGCAAACGAAGGUUCCAGUAUGAGGAGGAAGUCAAGGCGAACCCGCACAACUACGACGCGUGGUUUGAUUACCUCCGCCUGGUGGAGAACGACGCCGACCCCGACACAGUGAGAGAGGUUUAUGAGAGAGCCAUCGCCAACAUACCCCCCAUCCAGGAGAAGAGACACUGGAAGCGAUACAUCUACCUGUGGAUCAACUACGCUUUGUAUGAAGAGCUGGAGGUCAAGGAUCCUGAGAGAACAAGGCAGGUGUACCAAGCCUGUCUGGACCUCAUGCCACAUAAAAAGUUCACAUUUGCUAAGAUUUGGCUGCUCUGUGCUCAGUUUGAGAUCCGGCAGAAGAACCUGCAGGGAGCCAGAAGGAUCAUGGGUACAGCCAUCGGUAAAUGCCCGAAGAACAAACUGCUGAAGGGCUACAUCGAGCUGGAGCUGCAGCUGCGUGAGUUCGACCGCUGCAGGAAGCUGUACGAGAAAUACCUGGAGUUCAGCCCGGAGAACUGCACCACCUGGAUCAAGUUCGCCGAGCUGGAGACGAUCCUGGGAGACACGGACAGAGCCCGCGGCAUCUUCGAGCUCGCCAUCGGACAGCCACGACUGGACAUGCCGGAGGUGCUGUGGAAGUCCUACAUUGACUUUGAGAUUGAGCAGGAGGAGUUUGGAAACACCAGAAACCUUUACAAAAGGCUGCUGCAGCGCACUCAGCACGUCAAGGUUUGGAUCAGCUACGCCAAGUUCGAGCUGUCCAUCGACAGCCCCGACAGGCUGCAGAAGUGCCGGCAGAUCUUCGAGGAGGCCAACAAGAGCCUGAGGAGCUGCGAGGAGAAGGAGGAGCGGCUGAUGCUGCUCGAGUCCUGGAGCGACUUUGAGAAGGAGUUCGGCUCCGACAGCACGAUGGAGAGAGUCAGGAAGCUGCUGCCAGAGAAGGUGAAGAAGAGGAGGAAGCUGACGGCCGAGGACGGGUCGGAUGCAGGUUGGGAGGAGUACUACGACUACAUCUUCCCAGAGGAUGCUGCCAACCAGCCCAACCUCAAACUGCUGGCCAUGGCAAAGAUGUGGAAGAGGCAGCAGGUAGUGGACAAGGAGGUUCCAGAAGUCGAAGAGACGACACCGCUGUCCUCCGACCCUGCAGCCCCUCCUGAAAAACUGCCUGAAAACGACUCCGAGGGAAACACGGCGGCCGAAGCAGAACAGAAGACGUACGACGAUCGAGACGAUGAAGACAGUAGCAGUAGCAGUAGCAGCAGCAGCAGCAGCAGCAGCAGCAGCAGCAGCGAGAGUGACAGUAAUGACGAAGAUGAUGGAGAGAAGGAGGCAAAAGAAAGCAGGAGCGGAGAUGACGAAAAAGAUUAGAUUCACGUUUUGCAGGAAAGUUUCCCCGCUGAGGAACACGAGGGGAGCGACGUUCAUCGUGGACUUAAUUUUCUACUGAUACUUUUCUAACAAAAACAAAAGCAUCUCAUGAGCAGUCUUUAUUGUACGACCAUGUUUUCUUUGUCACUAUGCCAUUAUACGUACAUCAAUUCAAACUCGCCUGUUGUCUUAUUUCUCAGUGAAAUGUUAAUUUAGAAUUUACAGGAUAGGAAACUGGAAUUUGUACAAUCGGUGGCUCUCUGACUAAUCACUGAGAGACGGUAAGAAGCCUCUGACAGUUUAAUUAUGUACAAUGUAACUGAGCAGGACCUGUAGUUGCGUAGAAUUCACAUGUGAUUAUCAGGAUGCAGAGAGCCACAGUCUACUGUUAUUCAAUGUCUUCUGGUCGGACAGGAUGUGGCAGCGGGAUGAUCGACUUCUUCUCUGUGUCUCUGGACAGAGCUUUCCUCAUAUCUGCAGGAAGAAGAAACAGAAAUGGUUUUAAAACCAGUCUCAGCUAUUGGAGGAACAGCGCCCUCUGCUGCCCAGUGUUGUAAAGACAGGCAGCACAGAGUUUGUUUAUAGUGUGACACAUGAAAGUCAUUAAAAGGGUCAGUUCAUCAAAUACAGUAAAAUAUUAAUGUGCCUCCAGCAGUAUGGAUCCAUGCUUUGUCAGGUUUUCUGAAACUUCUGCUGAAGCCCAAAUACAGUGAAGGUGAAGAAAAUGUCUGUGCUGCGCAAAGCUCUGAAAAUUAAAAAGAAACCUCAACAGCAAAUUUGCCUUUGCAGAAAAAUGACCGUUAUAAUCCAGAGAAUGAUGUCAACAGUUUUAUGUGUCAAGUAGCACAAACAAUUCCAUUGACCUCCAUCGUAUUAAGUCAGCAGAAAUCUAAGACUGACACCUUGAAACCUCUGCAAAUAAAUAUGCCACAAAAGGGAAGUGAGAAAUGUUUUUAAUGAUUUGAGUGAACUAACC
Messenger RNA from Chelmon rostratus (copperband butterflyfish), 3366 nucleotides. It is a transcript of the gene crnkl1, whose product is annotated as crooked neck pre-mRNA splicing factor 1. The record is from RefSeq and is a predicted model, not a curated record. Gene Ontology annotation, molecular function: protein binding. Gene Ontology annotation, biological process: spliceosomal complex assembly; mRNA splicing, via spliceosome. NCBI's taxonomy places the organism in Eukaryota, Metazoa, Chordata, Actinopteri, Chaetodontiformes, Chaetodontidae. The coding region runs from base 108 to 2390 and encodes 760 amino acids. Gene Ontology annotation, cellular component: U2-type catalytic step 2 spliceosome; post-mRNA release spliceosomal complex; Prp19 complex. The transcript has 14 exons.